Xenopus tropicalis (tropical clawed frog) is the source of this 1298-nucleotide messenger RNA. RefSeq names its product WD repeat domain 73 (gene wdr73). The record is from RefSeq and is a predicted model, not a curated record. The transcript has 8 exons. The coding region runs from base 61 to 1197 and encodes 378 amino acids. NCBI's taxonomy places the organism in Eukaryota, Metazoa, Chordata, Amphibia, Anura, Pipidae.
GAAGUAGAUUUUCGUUUUCGCUUUUCGGAUUGGUCGCUUGAAUGCUCCUAGUUAUCCGGCAUGGAGAGUGAGGAGUACGAAGAGUGGCUGGUGGAGUCUAUUCGCCUUUACAAGGAUCUACAUGACUUUGAGCUGCAGGAUCCCACAAGAGUUGUCGAGUGGAUAGGGGAUAAAAGUAUCUGCGUAGCUGGAUAUGAUGGCACCAAGAGAAAUGAAAUCCUCCAGUUGCUCAUACCACAGAAACUGCAUGCCAAAGAAAAUCCAGGUUUGUGCCCAGAAAGGGAUCUGAAGGUGGAACAUGGUGGAUUUAUAGACGAGCCUGUGUACAGCCUGAAACACAUCCCUCAGAGCAGCCUGAUAGUAACGAGUGGGCCGACGGGCUGCCCUCUGCGGGUUUGGCAGAUAGGGCCGGAAGACAGAGAUGUCAUUGUGCCCCUCAGCACCCUCCCUACUGACGCCGGGAAUGAAACCUGGACCAGAACCGCCACUACACCCUCUGCGCCUCCCCAGAUUCUGCACGGGUCGCAGGCCAAUAGCAUCCACCUUACAGAGAUCCAAUCCACAAAACGGAUUUACACUUUAGGCCUGUCCGGAAGCGAUGCCCUCAGCACCCUCGGUUUCCUGGACCCUUACACGGUGUUUGUGUGCUGUAGGAACGGGAGGCAGUGUAUGGCGGAUGUGCGGAUGCCCGGGGCAGCCUGUGAGGGCAGUGUGGGCAAACAUGGACUCUCUAGCGCCGCCUGGUGCGCAGCAGUUAACCCCUCGAAGGGAGCUGCUUGUUCCACAGUUGCAAGCCUUUCAGCCGAGGGGCACGUAUGUCUCACCGACGCCCGAAACCUCAGCGCCCCUCUUAAAUGUGCCAAAUGCCGCGUUCCCAAACCUGCUGCUCCGGAACAUUUUUUGAACGUCUGCUGGGCCCCUGCCUUGUCCGACUGCAUCUCGCUCUCAGGUUUCGGGGGCACAGUGCAAAUCUUUGACACGAAACAGUGGGAUUGUGCCAUGAAGGAAAGAGAGGCGCUGUUUAUACACAGAGGGCAUUCUGUCAUGGGGGCAAGUGAAGCUGGAAGCGAGCCAAUAGUUACAGCCCAUUCAUGGCACCCAUGGAAAGAACGCACUGUUUUAUCUGCAGCCAGCGACGGCUCCUUACAUGUCUGGAACUGGUCAGACUUACCGGAACAUGAUGGAACCCAGCUCUAACCUUUACUCCUUGAUAUAUUGUGUUGGUUCUUGUGUCAUUCAUUUAUAUGACUGUGUUUUUUUAAUGCACUGCGAUUAAAUGUGCCGCCUUUUAUACAGAA